AGUCUACUAAAGUCAUAAAAAGUAGUUACUGACAGUGACUUUUUAUGAUGUCAAAGUUUGUAAAAAAAAAUCAAAACAAACCAAACGAAUAGCUCGUCGCAAUAAAACUUUUAUUUUGUGAAUUGGACCAAAGUGGAAAGAAAGGGUAAUUUCUACCUGUUCACUGGAACUAUUCAUCCCACCUUCAGAUAAAAAUACUUUAUAAUAGGUACCUAUUCAAAAUGGAUAUAGAAAACUUACGAAGCUGGAUUGGCCAACCUGACGUCUGUAGAUGCUGCUUGUCCGCCUGCGGAUUGUGGGAUAUGACUGUUCCCUAUAUAACAGAAGCCGGUAAAAAAGAAGUUUUCGGUGAUAUGCUACAACAGUGUUUUGGGAUUAGUCUGACUCAUAUAACAAAGUGGGGUCCAAGUCGGAUGGUUUGCAGUUUGUGUGUAGGACACCUACGGGAGGCACACAAUUUCAGAGAACAAGUGCUCCAAGCAAAUAAACAUUUUAAUGAACAUUGGAGUAGUAAAUCAGAAGAAGACAAAGAUAUGGACAUUAAGAUGGAAACAGAGUUGGAGGACACUCAUAGUGCAAACUGCUUGGAUGAUAUAUCUUACAGUGAAAACUACUCUACAGUGAAAUUGGAUAUAACAGAUGAGACUGUACAGCCAAUAUCAAAUAGUGAAAAGAAGAGAAAGAGACAAAACACUAACAAUAAAGGUGUGCGAAAAAAGAGGAUCAAAUCAGAUGAAUACGAUUCUGAUGCGCCAAUAUCAUUAUUAGUUAAGAAAGUUCAUGAUGUUGAUGAGGAAGAAAGAGUAGUGCAAGACCAACUCGUCCCAGCCAACUGCAUAAAACAUGUGUCGGAACGUAAGCGUGUUAUGUUAACUUGUUGUAUUGUCCUAACGGAAACAACUGCCUGCCCCUUCAGGCACCACAAGAGCUGGUUCCAAUGCUUCUUCUGCCACCAGGACUUCAUGGAAAUAAAUCUCCUCAGAAAACACACAUCUCAAGUGCAUCACGACAUAAAUGGAGAACUAAAAAAAAUUAAAAGAUUUCCGCGCUCGUUACAAAUCGAAAUUUCAAAUUUGGAAUGCAGACUCUGCAAUUUGAAUUUAAUGGACGUAGAAUCGAUGCGUCGCCAUCUUGUCGACGUUCACAAUAAGAUCAUUUACAAGGAAUGUAUAGCUGAUUACAAAGUCAACACUAGUCCAUACUCAUGCCAUAUAUGUAAAAGAGAAUUCCAUGUAUUCAGAACUUUAACAACUCAUUUGAACGAACAUUACGCUAACUGCAUAUGUGAUAUUUGCGGUAAAUCAUUUUUAAAUUCAAAAAGGCUAAAAGUUCAUAAGAGAACUCAUGAAAAUGGCAAUUUCCCUUGCAACGAAUGUGGGAAAGUAUUAAAAACUAAAACCUCUAAAGCAAAUCAUAUGGAAAGCGCACAUUCUAAACGACAACUUAAAUGCCAGAUAUGUUUUAAGCCGAUGAAGCAUUACAACGAUAGAAUCAAACAUAUGUCAGAAGUUCAUAAUAUAACACAUAAAUUUGUAUGUCCUAUAUGUAGUAGGGAGUAUAACAUUAAGCAUUAUUUGGCGACACAUAUGCGUCAAACUCACGGUCAUAAGAACAAGAAGUGUGGUGACUGUGGUAUGGCAUUUAUUACUAAUCAUGGUUUGAAAAAGCAUAUGUUGAAGCACAGUGGAGAGAAACCUUUUACAUGUAAUAUUUGUAGUAAAGCGUAUGCUAGAAGUUAUACGCUAAGGGAACAUAUGAGGUGUCAUGGAUGUCCUCAGUGAUGUGAAACGAUAGGGUAGAUGACAAGGUCAGAAAAUUGGAAAAAAUAUAUAUGCUCUAGAUAAAAUAUACUUAUUUCGAUAAUAUAUAAUACUUUAUCUCGAGGUUCAAUUUUGUAUUGUAUGUAAUUAUAUAUUCAUACAUACAACGAGGGAUGUUCAAGGCUUACACGAGAACGCAAUGCAGUUUAGCUUAACAGUCCUUCGAAUCGGAUUGAAUGAAAAUGUAUGUGUCGGUAAAUAAUGAGUAAAAAAAAACAAAAAGUAAUCACAUAAUGUCAUGUCUUUAUUUUCGAUUAUACCGUUUUUGGGAGACAAUAACAUGAAUUCCCAAUAGUUAUAGUUACAAGAGAUCAGAGCCAUUAACUUAAUUUAUACAUUUAUUAAAACAAUUAAAACAACAUAACAAGAAAUAUACGAUUAUUUGCUUAAAUCAGUCGUACAUAAUUUGCGAGUAUCAAUGAUCACAGGAAAAGAAAUAUUUGACAUUGUAGUAAAAAACGUAAGUCAUACGUCUAUUUAUUUAGAUUCUGAUUCGACCAUGUGGGACGCUUUAAUCAGCUGGCCCUGGCGACCGUGCCGGUGGCGGCGCGGGCGUCGGGAGCGUUGGGGCGAACCAGACGCUCCUGACUUAGCUUUGAUCUGCAAUUUCACUUUUAAUUCCUCGCUCAAAAUAAAUUUUGUAACUUCAUUAUCAUCACUGAAUCUCACUACUUCUUCGGCUUUAAUACGUUCUGAUCGAUUCACAUAACUUUUAGUCACAUGUAUAAAUGUCUUGACAUCGACUUUCGUCAUUAUAUUCUGAUAACGUGAAUACACGCUUUCAGCGGCUAUAUAAACGUUAGGUGGAAAUAUGGUUACCUUAUCCUCAAUAUAUUUCUUCUUCUUGUGAAUAUACUCAGUGUAUUCAGGUAAGGUGGGAUAUUUCUCUAAAUCUUGUACACAACGUAUAAACAGAUUGUAUACAGACAAAAUUUUGUUAAACUCGAGCGAAUCGAGAUCGUCAUAAGUUAUAUUUAUUUUAUUUUUGUCGUCAUCAUUAUUAAUUACGAUUUUUUUACUAAUUUCGAAUAAUUCCGUAUAAAAUGAUCUGUUUUGGCCGAUAGUAAAAUAAGGACGAAAUGUUUUUUCACAGAUAUCAAACAUACUUAUACCGUUUUUUGCUUUACUAUAAUCAUUAAAAUUCAUUAAAUGUACAUAGUCAUUCAA
Messenger RNA from Plodia interpunctella (Indianmeal moth), 2987 nucleotides. Its product is annotated as zinc finger protein ZFP2-like. Bases 222 to 1781 code for a protein of 519 amino acids. The transcript is spliced from 5 exons. Gene Ontology annotation, molecular function: zinc ion binding. Gene Ontology annotation, cellular component: nucleus. The record is from RefSeq and is a predicted model, not a curated record. Lineage: Eukaryota; Metazoa; Arthropoda; Insecta; Lepidoptera; Pyralidae.